GCUGCCCUUAGGACAGUUGUUCAUUGACUGUAAGGUCACUUAUAGAAAUGUUUUCAAGACUGCGAAGUAUAUUUGGGAGGAGGAAUGGACAACAUGGAGAGACCCGAGUGAGGAAGAAGGAAGCAGGCCCUAGGGACUACUGAGGAGGCACCAUCCCAACUCUCUACUUUCACAAAGCAGGACAAGCAGAUGGAGAAGCUGGAGGAACUUACCAUUAAGCUACAGAGUAUAAAAAAUGAGCAAAUUGAGCUGAGUGCAAUCCUGGAAAGCUAUACCAAGAUAGAUUUUUAUAACAGGCUGAAAUCUUUUGAGAUGAUGAAAAAGGUGCAUAAGCAGGUAAUGUGUGACCUUCAGAGAUUUCCCUUGGAGAUCAGUGAUAACUUGAACAAGUGCAAGCAGCUGAUUGAGGAGAACAACAAAUGCUACAGUUUCCUCCACAGAAUUGGCCUACCAGAUUUGACUCAGUUGAAAAACAAUGUCAAUGCGUUGAAACAGGAGAAUGAAAAGCUGUCGGAGGAGCAGAUUGCACUGCAAGAGACCUGUGAGGAGGUGAAGAAGCUCCUUAAGGAGGUGCAGGAGAAGAUCUGUGACCCCUGUGCUGAGCAGCAUCAGCCUGCAGCAGCAGGUUUUGGUGCUGACUGCAAGUGUCUGUGGAGCACGGUGCACCCACCACACAGAUUCAUGACUGCCAGGGACACAAGACCUGCCUGUGUCUUGUCUGUACCACCUUAUGUUGUUAAAGGGGUGCACAGUGUAACUGCACUGAAGGAUGCAGUUCUCUCCAUGCAGGACAGCCAGGGCCUGAGGACUGUGCUCCACUUGGGUCUUGCCAGCAGCCUCUAUUCAGAAAACAACGUGAAAUUGCAGAAAUCAAUCAUCCACACUUAG
This is a messenger RNA of Mesocricetus auratus (golden hamster), 888 nucleotides long. RefSeq lists its product as uncharacterized. Bases 190 to 888 code for a protein of 232 amino acids. The transcript has 6 exons. The record is from RefSeq and is a predicted model, not a curated record. Lineage: Eukaryota; Metazoa; Chordata; Mammalia; Rodentia; Cricetidae.